Cuscuta campestris is the source of this 777-nucleotide messenger RNA. NCBI's taxonomy places the organism in Eukaryota, Viridiplantae, Streptophyta, Magnoliopsida, Solanales, Convolvulaceae. The record is from the annotation of a GenBank genome assembly.
GUAUAACCUGCAUUUGGGUAGUUUCUAGAGGACCUCCGCGGGAGAAAGAGAAACACAAGUUCGCGAGCUACAGAAGAACCCUAGAAAUGGCGAUGUCUUUUGCCCGGUGGAUCGUAGAUCCGAAGAAGAACCCUCUGGCUGCCAUGCACAGGAAAUCUCUCGAUUCUCGCCUCCGGAAAUACGGUCUGAGAUACGAUGAUUUGUACGAUCCGAUGUACGAUCUGGACAUCAAGGAAGCCAUGAAUAGGCUGCCAAGGGAGAUUGUUGAUGCCCGGAACCAGCGCCUCAAACGCGCCAUGGACCUCUCCAUGAAGCAUCAGUAUCUCCCCGAUGAUCUUCAGGCAAUGCAGACACCUUUCAGAAGCUAUCUUCAGGAAAUGUUGGCUCUUGUGAAAAGAGAGAGUGCAGAACGCCAGGCUCUGGGGGCUCUACCGCUCUAUCAGCGCACGCUUCCUUGAGGUUAUUUCUGUCUUUUGUAUUGUUGCCAAUGGAUGCAAAUAAGCAAACAUAUGUUCUACAAAAGAAUAACUGUGGUAUCUACACAUCUCCAUUUCAAGAGUGUACUGCCACACACUUGGACUCCUUGUUUUGAGUAAUAGACGUCAAACAUUUAUUAAGCUCAUGCUUCUUUGUGGGUUUUCUGAUGAACUUUCAAAUGUUCAUUGUACAAGCAUCAUGUGCCCCUUUUUUCCCUAGUUUUUCCCCCCCUAAAUUCCACCAGUUAAUGAAAUUGAUUCUUUCCUAUGAGUUUUGAAAUAAUGAACAUUUCUUAUGUUU